UUCUUUGAUUGCUUUACUUUACUGUUCUUUCCUUUGUCGUUUCAUUUGUUGAUUCAAAGUGCGCUCAUUUUCCAUCCAAGACCUCAAGACAAAUGUGAUGGUCACUUUAAGCCGUCCUUAUACAUUGGGACAUUCUUGGUGACAAUGCUGCAUGUAUCUCUGCGAUUUUAGAACGAGCACUGCCCCGGGUUGGAUGUUUUCACAUAAUUCGCGACAGUUAUGUGUGCCUUGACGGCUUACACGCAUUCCUAACGUUAUUGAUGUUCAGGCUGUAGGUUCGAAUUCAUUUUGAAAAGAUAUAUGUCAUGGGAGAAGCGCCGACUUUGCAAACACUUGGAUGGGCUGCGCAGAACUCAUCUGGUCUCCUAGCUCCCUACAAAUUCAAGCGCAGAGUUACUAGACCAAAUGAUGUUACGAUGAAGGUAAAAUAUUGUGGAAUUUGCCAUUCUGACGUUUGUCAAAUCCGCUAUGAGUGGGGAGCCUCAGAGUAUCCUAUGGUUCCUGGUCAUGAAGUCGUGGGAGUGAUGAAAGAAGUCGGAUGCGAGGUGGCCGAUUUCAAAGUUGGACAAACGACUGGCGUGAGAUGCAUGGUUUGGUCCUGUCAAACCUGUGAAUCAUGUGAUGACGGCCUGGAGCAAUACUGCCCAAAAAAGAUCUGGACGUAUAAUGGCGUUGAUACUGAUGGCACCCCCACAUAUGGGGGAUACUCGACGGAAAUGGUCUGUGACCGCAAGUAUGUGCUGGGAAUUCCAGAAAAUUGUCCUCUAGAUGCAGCUUCUCCCUUUCUAUGUGCAGGAAUUACCACUUUUAGCCCGAUGAAAUAUUAUGGAAUGACAGAGAAAGGGAAAAGUUUAGGUGUGAUAGGCUUAGGUGGUCUAGGCCGCAUGGCUGUCAAGUGUGCGAAAGCCUUUGGACUGAGGGUGACAGUCUUCAGUACUUCACCCGGAAAGGAAAAAGAGUCGCGUGAACUACUUGGGGCUGAUGAUUUUAUAAUCAGCACGGACAAGGAAAAGAUUAAAGCUGCUGAGUCGACGAUAGAUAAUAUCAUUGACACUGUCUCAGCUGUUCACCCAGUGGACGUUUACCUUGGCCUUCUCAAAACCAAUGGAAAAUUCAUUAUGGUCGGCAUUCCAGAAAGUCCUUUGCAAUUCUCGCCAAAUUCAGUUAUUUCCUGGCGGCGCUGUGUGGGAGGGAGUCUCCUCGGGGGAGUUGCUGAAACUCAAGAAAUACUGGACUUUUGUGGAAUUUACCAUUCUUUUGAACUCCAACAGCAAAUGAUGAACUGUUGGAUCGUCUGCUGUAUACAAACUCUGGAAGCAUUCUGUGGGUGCAACUCGGAAUGUAGUUGAGCAGAAAGUUUAGCAAAUUCCACGCGAGGUAAGCAAGAUUAGUUGUGUUGUGAAGGCAUUGUUUUAGUGAAUUCAUUUCCUGAAUUACUUUCCCAAAAACUUAUGGAGAUACACCUGAUAUUUUUAUAUGUUACUUAUAUUGGCACUAGAAAUUGAUUUUGGGUUUGUCAAGAAAUUCUAUACGAAUUGGAAUUGACUUGAAUCUUCUACAAUUUUUUGAAAUACUGCAAUUUAAUAGAAGUUUGAUUAA
Molecule: messenger RNA, 1599 nt
Organism: Physcomitrium patens
Lineage: Eukaryota; Viridiplantae; Streptophyta; Bryopsida; Funariales; Funariaceae
Source: RefSeq, a predicted model, not a curated record